This is a messenger RNA of Perca fluviatilis (European perch), 7055 nucleotides long. It is a transcript of the gene nid2a, whose product is annotated as nidogen 2a (osteonidogen). Gene Ontology annotation, cellular component: basement membrane. Gene Ontology annotation, molecular function: calcium ion binding. The record is from RefSeq and is a predicted model, not a curated record. Bases 128 to 6013 code for a protein of 1961 amino acids. The transcript is spliced from 44 exons. NCBI's taxonomy places the organism in Eukaryota, Metazoa, Chordata, Actinopteri, Perciformes, Percidae. Gene Ontology annotation, biological process: cell-matrix adhesion.
AGAGCGGGCCUAAACUCCUCCCUCCCCGCAGAGUAUCGGAGGCUCGGUGGAGAGGAGGAGAGUUCUCCGUCUUUCUGCUGGCCUCUCGGAGUCCAUCUGUAGCUCUCUCCUUCUGCUCCCUCUCGUAAUGCAGAGCUGCUCACUCAGCCCCAGCUCUACAAUGGAGAGAGGUGUAAUUUUGGCUGUGUGUCUGCUGUGCUGGAGCUGCAGCGUGUGUGUGGUUACAGCAAUCAAGAGAGCUGAUAUGUUUCCUUAUGGCACUCUGAGUGGAGAUUUGAUUUUGGCAGAGGGCGACGAUGAAACCUCCAGAGUGCUGUCCCUGCCCAAACCCUUAUACUUCUACGGUUCCCUCUUCUCCCAGCUUUAUGUGGCCACCAAUGGUAUCAUAUCAGGCCAGGACCUGCCGAUGGAAAAGCAGUACGUUGACGACGGCUUCCCCACAGAUUUCCCCGUGGUGGCUCCGUUUCUGGCUGACAUCGACACCAGCGGAGGGCGUGGACAGAUUUAUUACCGAGUGACCGAAACGCCCAGUGUACUCAACAGAGUGGCCCAGGAAGUACAUCGAGGGUUCCCAGAUGCAAAAUUCACACCCACACAUGUUGUGGUUGCAACGUGGGAGAACGUUGCGGCAUACGAAGAACAAACUCGAACCACUGGACCUUCAAACAAGGUCAACACGUUCCAGGCAGUAAUUGGUUAUGAUGAGACCGACUCAUACGUUCUCUUCCUCUACCCUGAAGAUGGCCUGAACUACUUUGGGACACGCCCCAAGGAGUCUUAUAAUGUUGAGAUAGAGCUUCCUGCUAGAGUUGGCUUCAGCAGAGGAGAAAUCACAUAUCUAAUCUUCUCCCGAACUGAGGGACCGCACUACAGCGUCACCAGCGAUGAGCAGAGUGUUAAAAACCUCUACCAGGUUGGUAAUACAGGAAUUCCAGGUGUUUGGCUUUUCCACACUGGGAACCGUUACUCUUUUGACAACAUUGUUCCUGCAUCCAUCGGUGGCCUCCUUGAUACUCCACCAACUGGAGGACACGGCCUCUCCCUGGACAGCACCACCCCGGAGUACGGUGAGUUUGAGGAAUAUCCAGACAACACUUUUGACUCUGAUAACCAAGAGGAAGAAGAUGAUUACCCUCAUACAGGCGGGGACCCUGAAUUCCAGCCAGCCCCUGCUGGCGGUGACCACUCAGAAUCCCUACAACCAGCAAGUCCUGAUGCUCCCUCUUCGCCUUCAGAGGAUUCUGGUCAUCAGCUGUCAUACGGCAGAGAAGAUGUGCCACUGACCUCUGAACCCAGGUACAAUUCAGAGCCAGCAGAGAGGCAGUAUGCUCCCCCUUAUCCUCCAGAAAGAGUACCAGAGGGAGAUGCUCAGCGGACUCCGAAACGGCAACCACAGGUUCCUCUGGAGGUGGUGGAUGUCUACCCCUCUCACAGAAAUGAGCCCCCUCUUUCCCCUGGAGGUCACGUGGUCAGCGUGGAGGAAGACGAUGUUGAUUUUGACACAGGUGUGAUUCAGUACACUACAGAGAAUAAGGAAACAUGUGCCAGAUUCCAACAGCAGUGCUCUCAGAAUGCAUUUUGCUCCGACUACGCUACAGGCUUCUGCUGUCACUGCCGGCCUGGCUUCUAUGGAAACGGACGCCACUGUCUACCCGAGGGUGCUCCACAGCGUGUUAGCGGUAAAGUGAGUGGAACAGUGACCGUGGGUUUGACUCCAGUGGAGCUGAACAACAUUGAUCUUCACGCCUACAUCGUGGUGGGAGAUGGCAGAGCGUACACUGCCAUCAGCCAGGUACCCGAGCCAGUGGGCUGGGCUCUGAUGCCACUUGCACCAAUAGGAGAGCUGUUUGGAUGGUUAUUUGCUCUGGAGCUGCCCAAUAGCCAAGCAGGAUUUAAAAUCACAGGUGCUGAGUUCACUCGUCAUGCAGAGGUAAUCUUCUAUCCUGGCAACCAGCGCCUGUCAAUCAUUCAGACGGGCCGUGGCCUUGACGACCACAACCACCUCACUGUGGAUACUGUAGUUAGAGGCAACGUGCCCUUCCUGCCCCCUGGAGCUGAAGUUACCAUGGAUCCCUUCAAGGAGACCUACCAGUACUACCCAUCUGUUGUCACCUCCUCCUCUGUCAGGGAGUUUUCAGUCGUUUCGGCAGAGCGGGGCUCAGAGUCCUUCUCCUUCCAGCUGAAGCAGAACAUCACCUACCGCGACUGUCGACAUGACAACCGGGCCGCUGUCCUGGAGACGCUUCAGAUCACCAUGGAAAGGGUGUUUGUAAUGUACGUCAAGGAGGAGCGGAUCCUGAGAUACGCCAUCACCAACAAGAUCAGCCCAGUAGGAGUUGACCCAACGAGGCCGGAGCUGGUCAACCCCUGCUACGCUGGGAACCAUGACUGUGACACCACGGCCCAGUGUAUCCCGCUGGAGGGCCAGGCCUUCCAGUGCCAGUGUGCUACUGGUUACAGAGGAGAUGGACGCAACUGUUACGACAUAGAUGAGUGUGAUGAGGGCUUGAGUUCAUGUGGUGCUCAUUCUCACUGUGUGAACCUGCCUGGUAGCCACCGCUGCCAGUGCCAGAGUGGCUAUGAGUUUGGAUUCGACGGGCGUACCUGUGUUGAUAUAGAUGAAUGCAGCUCCACUCCAUGUCACAUCAGUGCCAGAUGUAUCAAUGGACUGGGUUCCUUCCUGUGUCAGUGCCAGCCUGGGUUUUAUGGAGAUGGUUUCUACUGUUCCCAGACGGAAGGACAGACAGUUCGCCCAAGGAGCCAGUGUGAGCAACACAGAGACAGCCUGCAGAGUGGAAUGGAACAAGGUGGUCCACCGAGUCCCGGGGCCUUCAUCCCUCAGUGCGACUCAGACGGACAGUACCAACCAUUGCAGUGUCACGGCUCCACUGGACAUUGUUGGUGUGUGGACAUUAGGGGACAGGAGAGAACAGGAACCAGGACACCACCUGGUACAGCACCCAAAGACUGUGACAGACCAGAUGAACCAGUGCGUCCUAAAACUCACUGUGAGCACCACAGAGACAGUGUACAGACCACCAGUCCAGAGGGAUAUCCUAUAGUUGGAGCCCAUGUACCCCAGUGUGACGCUAAUGGACAGUACACAGCUUUGCAGUGCCAUGGUUCCACUGGAUAUUGUUGGUGUGUGGACGGUAAUGGACAGGAGAGGGCCGGAACCAGAACACCACCUGGUACAACACCCACAGAUUGUGGCAAACCAGAUGAACCAGAACAUCCUAAAACUCACUGUGAGCACCAUAGAGACAGAGUACAAACUACCAGUCCAGAUGGAUAUCCUGUUGUUGGAGCCUAUGUACCCCAGUGUGAUGCUAAUGGACAGUACAGACCAUUACAAUGCCAUGGUUCCACUGGCCAUUGUUGGUGUGUGGACGGAAGGGGACAGGAGCGAGCAGGAACCAGGACUCCACCUGGUACACCGUCUGUAGACUGUGACAGACCAGGUGAACCGGAGCGUCCUAAAACUCACUGUGAACACCAUAGAGACGGAGUACAGACCACCAGCCCAGAGGGAUAUCCUAUAGUUGGAGCCUAUGUACCCCAGUGUGACACUAAUGGACAGUACACACCACUGCAGUGCCAUAGCUCUAGUGGAUAUUGCUGGUGUGUGGACAGUAGGGGACAAGAAAGAGCAGGAACCAGGACAUCACCUGGUGCACCACGAACAGACUGUGACAAAGCAGAUGAACCAGAGCGUCCUAAAACUCACUGCGAGCACCACAGAGAAAGAGCUCAGAUCACCAGCCCAGAGGGAUAUCCUAUAGUUGGAGCCUAUGUACCCCAGUGUGAUGCAGAUGGACAGUACACAUCAUUGCAGUGUCACGGCUCCACUGGCCAUUGUUGGUGCGUGGACGGUAGGGGACAGGAGAGAGCAGGAACCAGGACUCCACCUGGUACACCGUCCGUAGACUGUAACAGACCAGAUGAACCAGAGCGUCCUAAAACCUACUGUGAGCAGCACCGAGACAGUGUACAGACUACCAGUCCAGAGGGAUAUCCUAUACGAGGAGUCUUCGUACCUCAGUGUGAUUCAAAUGGACACUACACAUCCCAACAGUGUCAUGGCUCCACUGGCCAUUGUUGGUGUGUGGAUAGUAGGGGACAAGAGAGAGCCGGAACCAGGACUCCACCUGGUACACCAUCUGUAGACUGUGACAGACCAGUUGAACCAGAGCGUCCUAAAACUCACUGUGAGCACCACAGAGACAGUGUACAGACCACCAGCCCAGAGGGAUAUCCUAUAGUUGGAGCCUAUGUACCCCAGUGUGACGCUAAUGGACAGUACACACCACUGCAGUGUCAUGGCUCCACUGGACAUUGUUGGUGUGUGGACAGUAGGGGACAGGAGAGAGCCGGAACCAGGACUCCGCCUGGAACACAACACAAAGACUGUGACAGACCAGAUGAACCAGAGCGUCCUAAAACUCACUGUGAACACCACAGACACAGAGCUCAGACUACCAGCCCAGAGGGAUAUCCCAUAGUUGGAGCUUAUGUGCCCCAAUGCGAUGCUGAUGGACAGUACCGACCACUGCAGUGCCACAGCUCCACUGGACAUUGUUGGUGUGUGGACAGAAGGGGACAGGAGAGAACAGGAACCAGGACUCCACCUGGUACACAAACCAAAGACUGUGACAGACCAGAUGAACCAGAGCGUCCUAAAACUCACUGUGAGCAACACAGAGACAGAGUACAGACCACCAGUCCAGAGGGAUAUCCUAUAGUUGGAGCCUAUGUACCCCAGUGUGAUGCAGAAGGACAAUACCUACCUCGACAGUGCCAUGGUUCCACUGGCCAUUGUUGGUGUGUGGAUGGAAGGGGACAGGAGAGAGCAGGAACCAGGACUCCACCUGGUACACCGUCUGUAGACUGUGACAGACCAGUCCCUGUUACUCCAACCCAGCACCCUGAGAGUGUGUGUGAGCGAUGGAGGACCAGUUUGAUUGAGCACUAUGGUGGAAAACCAGAUGCACAACAAUACGUGCCUCAGUGUGAGCCAGAUGGACAAUUCAGUCCAGUCCAGUGUUAUGGAGAAACUACUUACUGCUGGUGUGUGGACCAAGACGGGCGGGAGGUUCCUGGUACCCGAUCACAUGAUGUCGUCAAACCUGCAUGCCUUCCCUCAGUGGCUCCGCCCACAGUGCGCCCAUUGCCCCGCCCGGAUGUGACCCCUCCAACAAACACUGACAUCACACUGCUGUACGCUCAGGGACAGAAAAUAGGAGCGUUGCCUCUCAACGGGACCAGACUAGAUGCAACCCGCUCCAAAACACUACUCACUCUACAUGGUUCCAUAGUUGUUGGUAUAGCCUAUGACUGCAAAGAAAACCACGUCUAUUGGACAGAUUUGUCUGCAAGAACAAUCAACAGAGCUUCAAUGGCGACAGGUGCUGAGCCUGAGAUACUCAUUAACACAAAUCUGGUCAGUCCAGAGGGUUUGGCGGUGGAUGUCAAACGUAGGUUGAUGUUCUGGGUCGACUCGAACCCUGACGUGAUUGAAAGCGCCAACCUGGAUGGCAGUGGGAGGCGGACGCUGUUUGACACAGACUUGGUCAACCCUCGAGCCAUCAUAGUGGUCUCUUCCAUCGGCACUCUGUAUUGGACAGAUUGGAACCGAGAGGCUCCUAAGAUCGAGAGUUCGUCAGUGGACGGUCAGAACCGCAUGGUGGUGGUGUCUGACGGGAUCGGUUUGCCAAACGCUCUCACGUAUGACUCUUCUUCUGGACAAGUCUGCUGGGCCGACGCAGGUACAAAGCGUUUAGAGUGUGUAUCCCCGGAUGGUUCAGGCCGAAGAGUGAUCCACCCCAGCCUCAACUACCCGUUCAGCAUGGUCUACUACAGGAACCACUUCUAUUACUCUGACUGGAGGAGGGAUGGAGUGAUCGCAGUGAGCAAAGACAGCAGUCAGAUCACCGACGAAUACCUGCCUGACCAGCGCUCUCACCUGUAUGGCAUCGCCAUUGCAACCAACCACUGUCUAUCAGGGAGCCACUAACAGCGGACUGGCAGCUGCAGGGUCCUUUGGUGCUAAAGUUCUGGGCCGAUUACUGAUCAGAGGGCAGGACCACGUUAAAACUCCUCUCCAGUGUCACUCAGAAGAAAAGGAAACUCAGUAGGGCGCAAGAUGGCUUCCUGUUGUCAGAUCGACCGUCGGAGCAAAUUUACAACCCCCUCCACUCACCCUGACCCCAUUAUCUCACCUUAAAGAUAUAACCCCAAAAUAAAUGUUUUGUAAAUUUGUUUUAUACCUCAUUUUUAGUUUUUUUUUUUUUUACUGUAUUUUUGUAUGCAAGUUGGGUUUUUUUUCUAUUGAUUUAAAGCUAUAGUACAAUGAAAUCAGAUUUUAAAAUGUAUACGUGUGCACAUUUUGUUCUUUAAAGCCAAAGAAGAAUCACUUGAAGAGCUUUCAAACUGUUGGAGCCAACGUUCUGUUGUGAAACAGAGCAUCAGAUUUCCUUUUGGUCAGCAGCUGGCCACGGUGGCUUUUUAAAUACAGUCAAAUUAUUUAGCUGUGGAUUCUGGACAAAAAUAAAAACAGGCAAAAGGAAUAGUUUAGUGUUUGGGAAAUGUGUUAUUUGCCUUCUUGAUGAGAAUAUUGACACCACAGAUAUGACAGUGGUAGAAAUCUCCUCAUCUAACCAAAGGCAAAAAAGCAAAUAAGCUUAGUGUCACUAUGACAACUUAAAGAUUUACAAGAAUUUAACUGAUGCAAGUCAAAAGGCUUAAAUAAGCAACAUGAUUAGACAAAACGUAGUAUUACAUACUCGGAAACAUGUAUUUGUUUGUUUUUUGAAAUGCCAUGAAUUAGGCUAAGUGGAAAUCUGUUGCCAUUGUUAGGUGACUGAAAUGAUUCCACCACAGUCAGAUCAGUGACUACAGUCCUGCCAUAUUUCUCUGCACUACUAAUCUGUAUUUCACACAUGAUGGAAGGAUGUUACAUUCUUUAUUUUUUUGCCAAAUAUUUUUACUACUACUUUUCAAAUCUUUCUUUUAUAAGAUGUGAUAUUUAUAACAAUAAAAUGUGAUUUGGUACUUGA